Messenger RNA from Gadus chalcogrammus (walleye pollock), 594 nucleotides. RefSeq names its product protein shisa-9-like. The coding region runs from base 1 to 594 and encodes 197 amino acids. Lineage: Eukaryota; Metazoa; Chordata; Actinopteri; Gadiformes; Gadidae. Gene Ontology annotation, biological process: regulation of short-term neuronal synaptic plasticity; regulation of AMPA receptor activity. Gene Ontology annotation, cellular component: dendritic spine membrane; postsynaptic density; AMPA glutamate receptor complex. The record is from RefSeq and is a predicted model, not a curated record. The transcript has a single exon.
AUGGCCGCCUCCUCGCCGCCGCACUCCUUCAUUCUCAACGUCUCCAUGGUGAUCCUCUUGGGGCUCACGCUACAGGGCGGGUGGAACUCUCAGCCCUCGGGGCUGGUCUCCGCGCAGGCCCCCGGCCUGGGCGCCGACGCCAACCAGACGGCGGUGCCCUCGGCGGCCGGGGAAGCGGCGCUGGUCAAGCCCACGCCGACGGCCGAGUCGGAGGACGCCUCGGUGCCGUCCAUCGGCAGCCGCUGCUGGGGAUACUACGACGUCAUGGGCCAGUGGGACCCGCCCUUCAACUGCGACGCCGGCAUCUACAUGUUCUGCUGCGGCUCCUGCUUCUACCGCUUCUGCUGCCAGUUCCGGAUACACAGCCUGGACCAGACGUCCUGCUCCAACUACGACACGCCCGUCUGGGCCAACACGGGCAAGCCGGCGGCGCCCGUCACGGAGGUCCAGGAGGAGCCCGACCGGGACCGGACCCACAUGAUCGUGUACAUCAUCUGCGGUGUGGUGGCCAUCAUGGUGCUGGUGGGCAUCUUCACCAAGCUGGGCCUGGAGAAGAGCCAGGGCGGGCAGACCGACAUGACCAACUCCAGGUGA